UGAUUUCCAUUUUUUUACUUUUUUUUUUUUAUGAAUGUAGAUAUCACAGAAAAACAAUCACGCACACAAAACGAGGCAAUCUUCUUCUUUGCAGUAGCUGUUGCACAAUUGCAGAUUCCUUUCUUUCAUUUUUAUCAUUUCUUCUGUUUUGCUUCGUUGCUGCUGCUGCUGCUACUUUUCUCGCACUCUCUCUCUCUCUCUCUGCUUCUGCAAAAUCUUUGCUUUUGGAGCCUGAAGAGUGAUGCAUCUCAGGCCUCACAUUCAUUGCUUUCAAUCUUUCAGGUUUCCGUUAAUGGCUUUGAUUUUAUGACUUCCCAACUACUCUUUGCUGUUUAAUGUUACCUUCUUCCUCUGAAAACAACUGCUCCCACUGAGCCUUUUAGCUUUCUUCUGUGCUCUGUUCUAACCUGAAAGAAAAGUCCAACCAUUUGUACUUCGUUUUCGAUUUUCACUCUCUAUGUCUUGUCCCAAUCCUAUAAUAAAAGCUUUCUCCAAGUGGGUUUCUCAUUUCUUGUAGAACACAUCAUCUCCUGUGGCUGGAAAAAGGUUGCUCUGUCUUGCUCUGUUCUAAUCUAAAGUUGGAUUUUGAAGGAGAAAAGGUUUUGCCUUUUCUUUAUUAUCAUUUCCUUCGUUUUGCUAGCGUUGAAGUUGUGGGUUUUUAUUACUGUUUCCAAGUAUUUCUUUUACAGAUUCCCAAGGCCAAAGUUUGCUCCAUAAAAUGGGGUGUUAAAUUUGUAGUGAAAAGUUUGGUCGUUCAAGCUGUUAUGUUCAGUUGUUUUCUUUGGGUCUUUUAAGGAUAUUUCUCUUUGGACAUCAGGAAAAUGCGGUUGGUCUACAUUACCGGUUCGUGCAAUUUCUACUGAAAAAUUUUGAUUUUUCAAGGUCUUCAUCAUUCUAAGAUAUUCUGUUUAGAUACUAAAAAAUGAAGUUUAUUUCAUGAACUGGGUUUUCCUUUCUUCUCUAAAAUAUGGGUUCUGCGAGCUCCAAAGCAGACAGAAAUGAAGCUUUGCGCCUAUGCAAAGAACGCAGGAGAUUCAUAAAGCAAGCAAUUGAUUCAAGGUACAGUCUCGCUGCAUCUCAUGUCUCUUAUAUUAACUCUUUGAAAAACAUUGGCAUAGCUCUCCGGCGAUAUGCCGAAGCAGAGAUUUUGAUGGAAUCUUCUCUAUCAACAACCUCAGCCACUGAACUUUACAAGACUCCAUCACACUCUUCAUACCCCUCUCCCUCUCCCUCUCACGUUCCAGAGGCUUCGGAUUCACCCUUGCAUAAUGAAAGCCCCAUUUCACCCCCAGUGAUUAAUAUAAGUUACAUGAGAGUUAGGGGUGCUACUAAUCCAGUGACUGUCAAGAUUAAUUUGAAUAAUAGUACUGAUGGUUUUGUUGAGGAUGAAUCAUUUUGCAUGCCAAUGCCACCGCCACCACCUCCUUUUGAGUCGGGUGGUUCUUGGGAUUAUUUUGAUCCUAGUAAUAAUUGUGAAAGUUUUAGAUUUGUGAGGGAAAAUGAAUUGGAUGCGGAUUUUGAUGAUGCUAGAGGAUUGAACGAAUUUAGGGGCGAAAGGGUUGGCAUUGACCAUAAUAUAGUAGAUGCAAAGGGGAAAUGGACGAAAGUUAGUUUAGAGGGACAUGGUAAAGGACAUGAAGGAAUUAUAGGGCCUGGACUGAAGAAAAAGGAUUUAGAAACCUCAGGUAACUCUGCAACACGAAAUGGCAGUUAUGUUAUAAGAGUAGAUAGUAAUGCUCAUUCAGGUAGAUUGAUGGGAGUUGAAGGUUCUACUAGAAAACCAAUGGAUAUUCAAGGGGGGCAGGUGGAAAUGGCCCAAAAUGCCAAUGGUUUAACUCUUGAGCGGUCAGGUUCAAAGAAAGAAAAAGAAAUGGCCAUGAAAGAUUUAUCUGCAGAGAGAGAAGAUCCAUCGGAGUUCAUUACCCAUAGGGCUAAAGAUUUUCUGUCAAGCAUAAAGGAUAUAGAACAUCGAUUCUUUAGAGCUUCUGAAUCUGGCAAGGAAGUCUCGAGGAUGCUUGAGGCAAACAAUAUAAGAGUUGGAUAUUCUGAGAGGAAAGGGAGUUCGUCUGCAUCAGCAUUUCUGACAGCUUUCCAUAUAUGCUGCCGUGGAAAGACUGCACUUGUGUCUCAUGAACAUGUUACUAAGGUCAUUACAUGGAAGCGGACAGCAUCUUCAAGGUCAUCUUCAUCAAGAAAUCCACUUGCUGUGGCAACAAGAGAUGAUAUCUCUGAUAGUGGUAGUGAUUUUGUUGAAGAGUUCUGCAUGAUUGCUGGAAGUCACUCUUCUACCCUUGAUAGGCUAUAUGCAUGGGAAAGAAAACUAUAUGAUGAAGUAAAGGCCAGUGAAUCUAUCAGGAAGGAUUAUGAUCAGAAAUGUGACCAACUAAGGCAUCAAUUUGCCAAGGAUCAUAGUGCUCAAGUGAUUGACAAGACACGUGCAGUUGUGAAGGAUCUACAUUCAAGGAUAAUAGUUGCAAUUCAUUCUGUUGAUACAAUAUCAAAGCGGAUUGAGAAAAUGCGAGAUGAAGAGUUGCAGCCUCAACUUCUAGAGCUAAUUCAAGGGCUGAUCAGGAUGUGGAAGGCUAUGCUUGAAUGCCAUCAUGCACAGUACAUCACCAUCUCGUUGGCAUACCAUUCAAGAAAUACAACAGGAACUCCACAGGGAGAUACUCGCAGGCAGAUUGUGGCUCAGCUCGUGGAGGAGAUAGAGUGUUUUGGCCUGAGCUUUGCAAACUGGGUUAACAGUCAUGCGUCCUAUGUGGAAGCCCUCAAUGGAUGGCUGCAAAACUGCAUUCUGCAACCACAAGAGCGUUCCAAGAGCAGGAAACCAUUCUCCCCUCGUCGAGCCCUGGCCCCUCCUAUUUUUGUUCUUUGUCGUGAUUGGUCAGCUGGCAUAAAAGCUUUGCCAUCUGAGGAACUUGGCAAUGCCAUCAAAACCUUCAUAUCUGACCUUUGCCAUUUAAUGGAGCAACAGGUGGAACAAUUACCAAACAAGGAGAAUUUAAUUGAUGAAAAUAAUGGAGAAUCGGGGAGCAAAGAUGAUGAGAAAAAUGAUGAGGCUGCUUCAAGCUUGAGCUGCAUACAAGCAAGUUUGACAAAGGUUCUUGAUAGACUGAACAAAUUUUCUGAGGCUUCACUGAAAAUGUACGAGGACAUUAGGCAGAAAAGUGAAGCAGCUCAAAUAGCAUACUUGAAUUGCAGGCCAGUUAGAUAUUAAAGCUUAUGUAAUUAUAAUAUUUUUGCAUUCACAUGUGUAAUUAUAAAGCAUUUCUAAGUUUGUAGUUGGAACUUGGAAAUGAAAAUAGAUGCUUGUAAAUGCGGGAAGAAUGUGAACAGUUUUUGUAGCA
Messenger RNA from Hevea brasiliensis (rubber tree), 3347 nucleotides. RefSeq names its product protein ALTERED PHOSPHATE STARVATION RESPONSE 1. The transcript is spliced from 5 exons. The record is from RefSeq and is a predicted model, not a curated record. Bases 968 to 3217 code for a protein of 749 amino acids. NCBI's taxonomy places the organism in Eukaryota, Viridiplantae, Streptophyta, Magnoliopsida, Malpighiales, Euphorbiaceae.